Messenger RNA from Microthlaspi erraticum, 993 nucleotides. The record is from the annotation of a GenBank genome assembly. Lineage: Eukaryota; Viridiplantae; Streptophyta; Magnoliopsida; Brassicales; Brassicaceae.
AUGGACGCUUUUGAUGCGAUUCCAGAUCCUGUGGUCGUCGACAUUUUGAACAAAGUCUGUGACGUCAAAACGCUUAUACGGUGCCGUUCCGUGUCAAAACGAUUCCACUCGCUAGCCACUCAGUCUGACUCGCUCCUUCUCCAGCUCGAUCAAAUCCUCGGCGUCACCGAAUCGGACUCCGAGAUCGAUUCUCCGUUCGCUAGCUUCUUCCGAUCGCUGUUCAAGUCCAUUCACGGACUCCUCCCGAUCUUCUCCAGACCAGCUGACCCGGCCGAAAUCCUGACCCGAUCCCCGAAAACUCCGGCUCAGAUUCUCUCCCGAUUUGAACGGAUCCGGAAUCUGGAGGUGGAGUUAUACGGAGGCGAUGUCAAGCUCGAGAAAGGCGCCGCUGUUAAGUGGAAGGCGGAGUUCGGUGAAACUCUCAAGAGCUGCGUCAUCGUCGCUUUCCGUUCCGCGACGGUCAAUACUUCAGCUACGGAAUCCCCCGUCGACGGUGGCGUGGAGUCCGACUCAGAGUUCGUCUGUGGAUUGAAGACGCGCGUGGUGUGGACGAUCAGCGCGUUGAUGGCGGCGUCGACUCGUCAUUACCUGAUGAGAGAUUUGGUGAAAGAGCACAGAGAAAUGGAGAAUUUGACUGUGCGUGACAGAGACGGGGAAGGGACGGUGGUGAUGGACGCGGCGGGGAUGAAAGAGUACAGAGAGACGGAGGCGCUUGUGGAGGAGAAAGGCGUUGAGCGCGUGAAGGAACGCACGGUGGUCCCUAGCGUGAGGAUGAGUAUGAGACACGCGCCGUCGUUGAUUCUCAAGAGCGGGAUUUGUCUCGAAGCCGCGACGCUGGUGGUCGUAAGGCCGAGUGGUGUGACUUCCGAUGACGGCGACGCUGAGCUGGCGAUGGAGGCGUUCGCCAGAGACGGUGGUGACUGUAUGUACGGAGAAGCCGUUACGGCGUUGCUCAAGCGUAGGAGAAAUGUGUUAGAGAUGAAUUCUUUCUAG